CUUCCCUGCGGCGCGACGGGAACGGCGAGGCCGGGCUGGGCUCGGGCCGCCCGGGGUCCCUCCAGCCGCUGCUGACGCCGCCCAGGAGGAGGGGGGGCCAGGCCUGGCCCGGCUUGGCCUGGCCGGGCCUCACCCGAGCCGACCCCCGCAGGGCAUCCACCAUGAGGAGGGAAAUGAACGGCGUGACCAAGAGCCGCUUUGAGAUGUUCUCAAAUAACGAUGAGGCCGUGAUCAAUAAAAAGCUCCCCAAAGAGCUACUGCUUCGAAUAUUCUCCUUCCUGGAUGUGGUCACCCUAUGCCGUUGUGCUCAGGUCUCCAGGGCAUGGAACGUCCUCGCCCUGGAUGGCAGCAACUGGCAACGCAUUGACCUGUUUGAUUUCCAGAGGGACAUAGAGGGCCGGGUAGUAGAGAAUAUUUCCAAAAGAUGUGGGGGCUUCUUGCGGAAGCUGAGCUUGCGCGGAUGCCAAGGCGUCGGAGACAACGCGUUAAGGACAUUUGCCCAGAACUGCAGAAAUAUCGAAGUGUUGAACCUAAACGGCUGCACCAAGAUCACAGAUGCUACCUGUACAAGCCUUAGCAAGUUCUGCUCCAAACUCCGGCAUCUUGAUCUGGCUUCCUGCACAUCGAUAACCAACCUGUCCCUCAAAGCGCUGAGCGAGGGGUGCCCUCUGCUGGAGCAGCUCAACAUCUCCUGGUGUGACCAAGUGACGAAAGACGGCAUCCAGGCUUUGGUGAGAGGUUGCGGCGGACUCAAAGCCCUGUUUCUUAAAGGCUGCACACAGCUGGAGGAUGAAGCCCUCAAGUACAUUGGAGCGCACUGUCCCGAACUGGUGACUCUCAACCUGCAGACCUGCUUGCAAAUUACAGACGAUGGCCUCAUUACAAUAUGCAGAGGGUGCCGCAAGCUGCAAUCUCUGUGUGCCUCUGGCUGCUCCAACAUCACUGACGCCAUCUUGAAUGCUUUAGGGCAAAACUGUCCAAGACUUAGAAUAUUGGAAGUGGCCCGAUGCUCUCAGCUCACAGAUGUGGGCUUUACCACUCUGGCUCGGAAUUGUCAUGAACUAGAAAAAAUGGAUCUGGAAGAAUGCGUUCAGAUAACUGACAGCACGUUAAUCCAGCUCUCGAUACACUGUCCUCGGCUCCAGGUUUUGAGCUUGUCCCACUGCGAGCUGAUCACCGAUGACGGGAUUCGCCACUUGGGCAACGGCGCCUGUGCUCACGACCGCCUGGAGGUGAUCGAACUGGACAACUGCCCUCUGAUCACCGACGCCUCCUUGGAGCACCUCAAGAGCUGCCAUAGCCUGGAGAGGAUAGAAUUGUACGACUGUCAACAGAUCACACGGGCGGGAAUCAAGAGACUCAGGACUCACUUACCCAAUAUUAAAGUCCACGCCUACUUCGCCCCCGUGACCCCACCGCCAUCGGUGGGGGGCAGCAGACAACGCUUCUGCAGAUGUUGCAUCAUCCUAUGACGCGGGAGCCGGUUUACUCUGCGCAAAACAAACAAGAGAAUAACUUGAGUAUUUAAAUUGCCCUUCUAGAAGUAACAGCAGACACACCAGUCUCUCCAUGGAAGAGCGAUGCUGUUGGCCCCUUUGCCAGGGCCACUGGAAAGGAAAGCAAAGCGAGGGGGUGUGUUGAGGGGGGUGGGGGAGGACUGGUUGCCGAACUGGGUCCUCCCUUUUGCCGUUAUAGCUGCACACUCAACUACAUGUCAUAGUGUGUAUGCGCACACAUGUGAGCUCUCUUUCUCUUUCUCUCUCUCUCUCACACACACACAAGUGCACAUACUCCUACCUACAUGUUCCAGCCAACAAGAAGGACCCUGGAGCUGGCGAGCGGGGAUCAGCGAGAUCCUUCCUUUCCCCCCCCCCCCCCAUAGGUGGAUUGAUAUAAAAUUAUGAACCAUUCCUACUGGGCACGCUCAGAAGAAAUCAUGGGGGUGGGCGGGGAGAGAAGAGAGGGAGAGGAGGGGAUCGUCACACAGAUCUGAGGAACUGCUGCUGCUCGGCGGGAUGGGGUGGGGGCAGGGGUCUUUCAUUGCCGGAAACAGCAAAACGGGCGGCAGUCUCCCCACCCCACCCCAAGUGUGAGGACGGGGGAACGGCCAUCGAGGGAAGGGAACAAUCAUAACGAACUCCGAAAUCCUGCAUCCGCUGUCCAGAGGGGAAGAAGAAAACGAGAGAACCCCAAUGGUUAUAUUUUUUACUUUAAAAGAAAAGAAAAAAAAAAAUCAUCAUCCUCGUGUAAGAGAAUGUUCAAAACAGCAGCCAUCGUGAGACGUUAAUUCCUGCGCUUCUGUACUUCCUCGUUUUUUUCCGUGCCGGCCCAAACACUGAGCAUGCUCACAUCGAAGGUUCAGCGGUUUCUCUUCCGUGUUUCGUAGCAUUUGGCUCAGAGGCUUUCCUAGAUUGUUGUGACGAUAAAGCUAGAAAUCUGUAA
Messenger RNA from Heteronotia binoei (common prickly gecko), 2442 nucleotides. RefSeq names its product F-box and leucine rich repeat protein 20 (gene FBXL20). The transcript has 15 exons. NCBI's taxonomy places the organism in Eukaryota, Metazoa, Chordata, Lepidosauria, Squamata, Gekkonidae. Bases 162 to 1472 code for a protein of 436 amino acids. Gene Ontology annotation, molecular function: protein binding. The record is from RefSeq and is a predicted model, not a curated record.